Molecule: messenger RNA, 2720 nt
Organism: Hippocampus comes (tiger tail seahorse)
Lineage: Eukaryota; Metazoa; Chordata; Actinopteri; Syngnathiformes; Syngnathidae
Gene: strn3
Product: striatin, calmodulin binding protein 3
Exons: 15
Cellular component (GO): dendrite
Molecular function (GO): armadillo repeat domain binding; protein phosphatase 2A binding; calmodulin binding
Source: RefSeq, a predicted model, not a curated record
GGGCCCAUCUAGCCGGACACGUAGCGGGGGCUUUCCUUCUCUUGGCGGACACUUUCCAACAAGGCCGACAUGGACGAGCACCCCGGCGGAGGAGCCGCCGCCGGACCUCCGCCGCCCCAGCAACAGCAACAGCAGCAGCAACUCCAUCCGGGGGGGACCGGAGUAGUUCACCCGGCCAUCGGCGGCAGCGGAGGAGGAGGAGGGGGGUCGGUGUUGGGGCCGCAGCAGACUGACGACUUGCCGCGACCCCAGCAGCAGUACACUAUACCGGGCAUCCUGCACUACAUCCAGCACGAGUGGGCCCGCUUCGAGAUGGAGCGGGCCCACUGGGAGGUGGAGCGGGCCGAGCUGCAGGCGCGGAUAGCGUUCCUCCAGGGUGAGCGGAAAGGUCAGGAGAACUUGAAGAAUGACCUGGUCAGAAGAAUCAAAAUGUUGGAGUACGCUCUCAAGCAAGAGAGGGCCAAGUAUCACAAGCUGAAAUACGGAACAGAGUUGAAUCAAGGCGACCUGAAGAUGCCCAGCUUUGAGUCAGACGCCAAAGACUCGGAAGUGUCGGCGCUUCCCGCCAACAGCCAGCUGACGUGGAAACAAGGAAGACAGCUGCUGAGACAGUACCUCCAGGAAGUGGGCUACACGGACACCAUCCUAGACGUCCGCACGCAGCGCGUGCGCUCGCUGCUGGGCUUGUCCACGUCGGAGCAGAACGGCUCGGUGGGGAAGAAGAACCUGCAGCAGCUCAUCAACGGCGACGACGCGCGCAAGGACGUCAAACGGAGUCCGGGCGAUGUUCUGGAGACGUUCAAUUUCCUGGAGAACGCCGAGGACAGCGACGAAGACGACGACGACGACGAUGGGGAGCUGAUGGAUGACAUGGGCGAUGACAUCAAACAUCGCAGAAAACACAAAAGCAAGGUGGGCAACGAGGGCCUGGCCUCCGAGGAGGACGACGACGCCGACACGGAGGAGGCGCUGAAGGAGUUUGACUUCCUAGCGACGGCGGAGGACGGCGAAGGCGCCGGCGAGGCGCGCAGCUCCGGCGACGGGACCGAGUGGGCCGAGCCGCUGCCGUUCGCGCCCGGCGGCGGCGGGAAGAACUUCCUGAUGGGCGGGGCCGACCACAUCCUGGAGAGCGUGCUGGGACUGGGCGAUCUGGCCGACCUCACCGUCACCAACGACGACGUCGACUUUGCCUACGACGUGGCGACCAAUCAGGACUCGUCGUUCCGGAAGACGUGGAACCCCAAGUACACGCUGCGCAGCCACUUUGACGGCGUGCGGGCGCUCGCCUUCCACCCGGUGGAGCCGUGCCUGCUCACCGUGUCCGAGGACCACACGCUCAAGCUGUGGAACCUCACCAAGACCGUCGCCGCCAAAAAGUAGCGCCGGGCGCGCCGUCACGCUCGACUUGACCUUCGGGGAAAUGGCCCCUUUGCGCCGCGUCCCGACCGCAAACGCGCCGGCCCCGUGCUGUCGCUGGCCGUGACGCCCGACGGCGAGCAGUGCUUCAGCGGCAGCGCCGACGCCACCAUCCAGCGCUGGAACGUUCCCGGCUCCGACGUGGACCCUUACGACACGUACGAGGCCCGCACGCUGGCCGGGACGUGGAGGGGCCACUCGGACGCCGUGUGGGCUCUGGCGUACAGCGGCGUCAAGAACCGCCUCCUGUCCUGCUCGGCCGACGGCACCGUCAAACUGUGGAACCCCGACGAGGAGAACCCCUGCGUCAGCACUUUCAACGCCGCCGCAGAGCACGGCACCCCCACCUCGGUGGACUUCAACGGCUGCGACCCCGCCCACAUGGUGGCUUCGUUCGACAGCGGCGACGUGGUGCUGUACGACCUGGAGACGUCCCAGAGCGCGCUGGUGCUGAAGGGCCAAGGCGAAGGAAGCCGUCCCGGCUGCCAUCACAUCUACAAGGUGGUGAGUCACCCGACGCUGCCCGUCACCAUCACGGCGCACGAGGACCGAAACAUCAAGUUCUUCGACAACAAGUCAGGGAAGGUGAUCCACGCCAUGGUGGCCCACCUGGACGCCGUGACCAGCCUGGCGGUGGAUUCCAACGGGAUCUACUUGAUGUCCGGCAGUCACGACUGCUCGCUGCGCUUGUGGAAUCUGGACUCCAAGACGUGCGUGCAGGAGAUCACGGCGCACCGCAAGAAGAGCGACGAGGCCAUCUACGACGUGACCUUUCACCCCUCCAAGGCCUACAUCGCCUCGGCCGGAGCCGACGCCCUCGCCAGGGUUUACGUGUAGGGCGGCCGCCCCCCCGCCCGCCCACUCGCAGGGGACCCUCGCCGGGUCCGCCGGCAGACACGGGAUGCCGAUCGCUUGCCCCGCACGCGCCGCCCGUAGGCCGACACGGGCAGCCGACCGAUGACCUCAUCAGAUCACGUGACACUAAAGCCCCUCCCCCCACGCCACCAACGCCCCCGUCGGAGGUGGACCUCAGGCUCUCUUCACUGACAAGGAUGACGACGGUUCAGGUUUUGUCACCAAAGGGUCCGGAGCGCAUCGACAAUUUUGUCGGGGGCGGGGGGGGGGGGGGUCCAAGGAUUCAGCCCAUCCCAAGGAUUCAGCCCAUCGGAGGUCUCCGUUCAGUCACCGAUGUCGCGAGCGAUCGUCGGCUUUUUAAUGUUUGUGUGAUGACAUAAUGGAAAUGAUCGAUCCCGAUCGGUGAUGGCGGGGGGGUGGGGGGGACUCGGGACGGCGAUCACGCCCCC